UGAUGACUGGAGGCCUUAUAAUUCAUUUCAGUCGUGAUUCCUUUGGGACUGCAGGCUUCUCCUACGACUUUGGCUCUCUCGAUGGGAAACCAAACGCUAUGAUUUCAGUCCUCGACGCUUUCGCAGCGCCCUCAGCCCAGAGCGUAUUGGAUAGGAUCGUGUUCCUGCUUUCUAACUUUUUCCCUAUUGCUAUGCGUGUGCCAACCAAGCAGAACAAGAUACUUGACAACCUCCGUCUUCGAUUGUCAGAGAUUUGUGGCAUAUUGGUCAAUAACACCACUACUGAGAAGGAAGACACGUCAAAUGAACAACUUUCCACAGUCGGAUUGCUGCUGAAGGCAGAGGAUGAAGAUUCUGGCCGACGUGUCACUCGAGAGGAAGUCUUGGCGCAGAUGCGUGUAUUAUUUAUCGCGUCGUAUGAGACCACAUCAAGCAGUAUGACAUGGGCAUUGGUCGAACUCGCACGGCAUCCAGAUAUUCAAACUAAACUCCGCACAGAACUUUUGACUUUCGGCGGAGAACCCUCAUACGAUCAGUUCAACACUGAUCUCCCUUACCUCAAUGCCGUAGUGCAGGAGAUUCUCCGCCUUCGCCCAGCCCCCCAAGAAUUGAUACGCCGAGCAGAUGAAGAUGAUGUCAUCCCCCUAUCAGAGCCUGUGCGAACAAAGUCCGGUGAAGUAGUUGACAGCAUAACUAUCGAACGCGGGACGGAGAUCGGCAUAUCUAUUUCCGGCAUGAACCGCUCCGAGGCGAUCUGGGGUCCAGACGCUAAAGUGUUUCGACCUGAACGAUGGUUGGAAGCAGACGGCGUAACGAAGAAGGCUCAAGAGGUAAAGGGACACCGGCACUUGCUCUCAUUUGGUGAUGGACCGAGGGCCUGCAUUGGGAAAUUGUUUGCUAUUGCCGAAAUUAAGACAGUACUUUCGGUGGUGAUUAAGAACUUCGUAUUUGAUAUGAGGGACGGGCCAGAUACGAAAAGUCGAGAUAAUCAGGGGGAUUACGUUGAGGCCCAAGGUUGCAGGAGAAGAUAGCACCAAGGUACCAUUGAGGAUUAGACAAUACAGAGGCUGAAAAUGUGACUUGACUCAACCCUAGUGUGCGCGUUUGUUCAAUCCUGAUAAGAAAUAGAACUCGCUGUUUGAUGGCCGCCUUUCACAGGUCUGUCUCUGGCCCACAGUUAGGGGUUAAAA
This is a messenger RNA of Pisolithus orientalis, 1190 nucleotides long. RefSeq names its product cytochrome P450. The record is from RefSeq and is a predicted model, not a curated record. Gene Ontology annotation, molecular function: oxidoreductase activity, acting on paired donors, with incorporation or reduction of molecular oxygen; monooxygenase activity; heme binding. Lineage: Eukaryota; Fungi; Basidiomycota; Agaricomycetes; Boletales; Pisolithaceae. The annotation marks the transcript as partial. The transcript is spliced from 6 exons.